AUGUGGGGAAUCGAUCUCCAUACGGACGCAGCGAAGCUCUCUCCUGCGUCCGCAUGCGCCGAGAUCCCACUGCUGUCAACGGAUGACACUGCAGCCCAGUCGCCAGCGACGGCGGCAGCUGCUGCUGCUGCUGCUGCUUCGUCAGGAGAUGGGAACAGCUCACAAGGCGGCAAGCCACCUCCAUCACCGCCAUCCUGCCUGCUCUCGGUCAUGGCCUGUCUCAGCUCGUAUGAGAUUGAUGGCUUGCGAUGGCUGCUGGCCGAGCUGAACGUUUCCACGACGAUGGUGAGGGUGUGUCCCGAGGAGCUGGGGGAUCCUGGGGAGCUCAUGUCGACCGUGGAGAUUCUGUUGAACGAGUAUGAAAGCCGGUUUCGCGAGGACAAGGCCACUGGACAUUUUAUGCUCAUACCGGGAAUACAAUCUGAGAAUCUGCGUGUGUCGCCCGCACCAAUACCUGACAACAUUGUGAAAAUAGUUGCAGUUGAAACAGAGAUUGUAUGCAAGUCCUCAGCUGCUACUGCAUCUCCAAGAAAGACAGCAGGUAUAUCAUCUCGUGACGACCACAUUGAAGUCUGAAUUUGAAGUGCGAAGAUGCUUCAGCAACCACAUCGUACUUUUCCAUUGCUUUCAUUGUGCUUCUACUGUGCAUGUGUGUAACUUGUGGGGUAUACAUGUGAUGACAUUGUAUGCUGGCGACACGGUCAGAUUUUGUCCAUGCGUGUAACGUACACCUGCAUGUUAUGCAUCGAUAAGGAUCUGCCACUUGCGAUCCUGGGACAAGUAUGAGGUCAGCUUUAUCUUGUGUGGGCUGUACCAGAUUGCUGUUCACUUUUCUAUCUGUUGGAUAUGUGACUUUCUGCAAGUCUCUGGUGUAUGGUGGCCACUUCUUUUCUUGUCAAUUUGUAUGAUAUUACAUUCUGUAUUCGCUGCUUCCAUGGCGUGGUCUGCAAACUACAAUCCUUGGGCAAAUGUCAUGUUUGCUAUGUUGUGCUUUGGCCGUUAGCUUGUCUACACGUUGUAGUUGAAUUAUUUUGUUCCACAACUGACUUCCUGAAGUACGGUGGCCACUGCUUUGCAUGGCAUUUUA
Messenger RNA from Sycon ciliatum, 1087 nucleotides. RefSeq lists its product as uncharacterized. The transcript has 5 exons. The coding region runs from base 1 to 576 and encodes 191 amino acids. The record is from RefSeq and is a predicted model, not a curated record. Lineage: Eukaryota; Metazoa; Porifera; Calcarea; Leucosolenida; Sycettidae.